AUGGCCGAAGCGGCGCCCGCCCGGGCUCCAGAGAGGGAUAAGCAGACAGACGGCGAAAGCCCUUCGACACCACCUCUGUCACCCCCACCAGCCGCGGAGAACUCUUACCUGUACUCCACGGAGAUCACACUGUGGACGGUGGUGGCCGCCAUCCAGGCCUUGGAGAAGAAGGUGGACUCCUGCCUGGCCCGCUUGCUGACCCUGGAGGGGCGGGCAGGGACGGCCGAGAAGAAGCUGGCGGACUGCGAGAAGACGGCCGUGGAGUUCGGGAACCAGCUGGAGGGCAAGUGGGCCGUGCUGGGGACCCUGCUGCAGGAGUACGGGCUGCUGCAGAGGCGGCUGGAGAACAUGGAGAACCUGCUGAAAAACCGAAAUUUCUGGAUCCUGCGCCUGCCCCCGGGCAGCAAUGGAGAGGUCCCCAAGGUGCCCGUGACCUUUGAUGACGUGGCCGUGUAUUUCUCUGAGCCAGAGUGGGGCAAGCUGGAUGAGUGGCAGAAGGAGCUCUACAAGCAUGUGAUGCGGGGCAACUACGAGAUGCUGGUGUCCCUGGAUUAUGCCGUCUCCAAACCAGACAUCCUGACCCGGAUGGAGAGGGGAGAGGAACCUUGUCCUGGAGGCCCGUGGGGCCAGGAGGAGGGAAGCAGGAGGGAGGUAGCCCAGCCGAGGAGGCCAAGCCCUGGCGUCCCUCCACGUCCAGAGCACAUCCUCGGCCCCGUCAGCCCUGCCCGGGAAGAACCAAAAGAAGAGCAGGUCACCAGGCGCCGGCAAGACUCCGAGACGAGAGUGACCGUCCCCGGAGCAAGCACGGGGCCUCCAGCCGCGGUUAAACAGGAGCAAGAAUUUUCAGGUGGGGAGUCUCCAACAUCCCCUCCCAGGGAGAGGCUGCCCGGCAUGGGGCCAGGCGGUGGCAGCGUGGUCAUCAAGACAGAAGCCCAGUCCGAGGACGAGAUGAUACCCGAGCAGCUCUUCCUGGGCGAGUCCCACAGCCAGCCCGUGUGUAGGAUGGCCAAGGGGCCCAGGAGCAGGACCGAGGGCCCCUGUCGGCUGCGUGCGGCAGGGGUGCCACGGGUGCGGGCGGGGGACCCGCGGGCCCCUGGAGCCCUGGGGGAGCCGCCCCGCGUCCUCCCUCGCCGGCGAGAGCGGACCUUCCCCUGCCCUGACUGUGGGCAGAGUUUCCGCUUGAAGAUUAACCUGACCAUUCACCAGCGGACCCACGUGGAGGAGGAGCCCAGGGAGACUCCGGGGAGCUCGCCCCCUGGCUGGGGGGAGGCCCCCUCCACUCUGGAGCCGGGGGAGGUGGUGGUGCCCGGCCCGGUCAUCCGCUGGCUCCCGGAGGAGCCCGGAGGCCGCCGCUCCCUGGCGGGCCGCUCCCUCCUGGCGCGGCGGCCGGCGGCGGGCAAGGUGUACCACUGCAGCGAGUGCCUGCGCUUCUUCCAGCAGCGGAAGAGUCUGCUGCUGCACCAGCGCCUGCACACGGGCACCAGCCAGGGCUGGCCGGCCUGUCCCUACUGCGGCAAGGCCUUCCGCCGGCCCUCCGACCUCUUCCGCCACCAGCGCAUCCACACGGGCGAGCGGCCCUACCAGUGCCCCCAGUGCGGCCGCGCCUUCAACCGGAACCACCACCUGGCGGUCCACAUGCAGACUCAUGCCCGAGGCCAGGCGGGCCCGCCCUGCCCCACUUCCCCGGCCCUCCCCCGGACGCCCCCGCGACCCCGGCUCAGCCACAGUGAGGAGGGCUGA
Messenger RNA from Neogale vison (American mink), 1740 nucleotides. RefSeq names its product zinc finger protein 783 (gene ZNF783). Gene Ontology annotation, biological process: regulation of DNA-templated transcription. The transcript has 7 exons. The coding region runs from base 1 to 1740 and encodes 579 amino acids. The record is from RefSeq and is a predicted model, not a curated record. NCBI's taxonomy places the organism in Eukaryota, Metazoa, Chordata, Mammalia, Carnivora, Mustelidae.